UGUGUAUUGAAUUUCAUUUAGCGUGUUUAUCUGCAUUACUUCAUUCUGUUAUUUAGGUGGUGUUUAACUCGCUGGACUUCUAUGAGUUAAAGGCACUUUCAAAUUUUUGGACUCAAAUUUAAACUCCUCCCACAAUCACAACUGUCAGGGGUCUUAAACGUAAGUUUAUCACUGAUAGAGAGAAAAAGAGAGGGAGAAAGAGAGGGGGGAAGAAAGAGAGGGAAAGGGUUACUAGCAUUAAUGCCACUGUGAAUAUUUUUUGUAAAUAUCUUUAACACUAAGUUCCGGGCCUGUUGCACAUCUAAUACUCUUUUCGGACAAAUACAAAAGAGGACACGUUUAUUUGCCUCUUUUGGGAAGAUUAGAAAAUUAUUUCGAUAAUAAAUGCUAAACGGAUGGCUGUGACUCAAGCCGUUCUGCCUUCAUUUUCAAACUUCUGCAACGCCUCCGAAAACAUGAAGGCUUGGAAGUUUGAAAAAGGCUUCUUGGGUCUGGAUUCUAAGGAUCUGCACCAAAGCAGCGGCAGCUAUAAAGCUCCUCAGUUACUGUCAGACGAGAACCCCGAUGACAGUGAGGGAUGCUGGGAUAUGGAGUUCCUGCUGUCUGAUUGGGGCGGGGCAUCACCUGAACGGUCCAACUCUCAAAACUACACUUCCCAGCGGCCGCCGAUGCAGGACCAGGUGCACAGUCCUGAUCUUUACCAGGUCCAGGAGUCAAGACCAAACAGAAACCAAGUGUCCGUUACAAGCUCUCUGGCUGAGCUGCUUCCUCACGAAGCAACUUUAAGUUCUUCACUGCCUGACCUUUUUAACGGAGGGUAUUUGGAGCAGCAGCAACAAGUGGCAAAAUCAUUCUCGCAACCAGAAAACCCCCAUCAGUUCGCUGGCUUUCCCACUGCUAAUGACAUCAACAGAGAAAAUGAGAGAAACAGCAUGGGGAAGCUGAAGUCGUGGGAUUUUGGACACUUUUCUCAGCCUGCACCUUUGAUACCCUUCCCUUCCCAGACGUCUGGGGUCGCUGUGGACGCACUGGUGUUUCCUCCGCACCAUCACUACAACUUCAUCCAGAACUACUCGCAGCCCAGACUCUACCAACCGCAAGUCAACUAUGUGCACAGGCAGCCGGCCAGCCGCUAUCCGUCCACACAGAGCAUGGCGCCCGACUCCACGGUGACCCCUGCAGGUCUGGAGGGGAAGCGCAUGCGGAGAGGGGUGUUGAAGAGGAAAGCCACGGUUCACAGUUGUGAAUAUCCAGGCUGCCAUAAGACUUACACCAAGAGCUCUCAUCUCAAAGCCCACCUCCGGACACACACAGGUGAAAAGCCGUACCAUUGCACGUGGGAAGGUUGCGGAUGGAAGUUCGCCCGUUCGGAUGAGCUGACGAGGCACUUCCGAAAACACACGGGACAGAAGCCGUACGAGUGCAUGCUCUGCCACAGAGCCUUCAGCCGCUCCGACCACCUGGCGUUACACAUGAAGAGACACGUGUGAGGCCGAACACAAACGAAACACAAAAAAGCAAAUGCGUCCACACGUUGAGGUUAGUGCAUGAGGGCAUUCUAGAGUUUUAAAGAGGACCUGUGUUCAGCAGGUGAGGCGCUGGACAUCGUUUAUCCAUAAAGUACUAUUAUAUAAAUAUACGGUAGUCCGCAUUUGAAGUGGGUCAAAACCUUUCGUCGAAGUUGUCCUGAAACCUGAAACCAAAACGUCUUGUUGAAAUGUUUUGAUCCACUUUAAACGCUGACUACUGUAGACAACUGACAUGUACAUACUGUACAUUAAAUGAUAAAGGGGAUGAGUUGGUGAUUUUAUUCUUUUUUUUUUUUUUUUUUUUUUAAAUAAAUUCAUAAUCGUAAGUAGGUUUCACACCAAAAGCAAGAGCUCCAAAUUUGUAUUUAUUUUAAAGUAAAAGCAUCAGACUUAUUUCCAAUCUGGACCCUUUAACUGAACUGUACGAAUUAGGAAACGGUAAAGAAUUAAUUGAAAUCCACCCAUCAAAAAUGGACUACUGUGAAAAAUGAAAAAGAAAGAGAAAACAUGAAAAGUAGUUAACUGGCAGGGCAGUGAGACACGCUCUCAUUGCUGUAAUGUGCGGAAAUUCCUGAUGGAUAUAAAUUGGAGUUAGCUCAUGUACAUAAACAUGCAGAAAUAUAUGUAGCUUAAAGUGUGAUUUUUACAGAAAAGUAUAUAUAUAUAUGUGUGUGUGUGUGUGUGUGUUGCUGUUUGGGUCAGUGGUGAGCUUUGUAUUGUUUUAUAAAAUUUGAUCUGAUUUCUUAUUUAUUGCCUAUAGUCCUUUUUGUGUGGGAGUUCUUUGGCAUUGUACGUGUUACCAAAUUCUUCACGCGAAAUGGUAAUAUUGCUAUUUAUAUAAAAGGAUACCAUCAAGAGAAAAAAUAAAUAUAUUUUGCCUUUCAUGCAAAUGUUUUUGUGAAGCAUACUGAACAUGCGAUCCUUUAUUUAUGUGCUCUCAUUCACUAAUAAAGCAACUGCAAUUCUGCA
Molecule: messenger RNA, 2498 nt
Organism: Puntigrus tetrazona (Sumatra barb)
Lineage: Eukaryota; Metazoa; Chordata; Actinopteri; Cypriniformes; Cyprinidae
Gene: klf1
Product: Kruppel-like factor 1 (erythroid)
Exons: 3
Coding region: 396-1490 (364 amino acids)
Biological process (GO): regulation of transcription by RNA polymerase II
Molecular function (GO): DNA-binding transcription factor activity, RNA polymerase II-specific; RNA polymerase II cis-regulatory region sequence-specific DNA binding
Source: RefSeq, a predicted model, not a curated record